Molecule: messenger RNA, 2295 nt
Organism: Ziziphus jujuba (common jujube)
Lineage: Eukaryota; Viridiplantae; Streptophyta; Magnoliopsida; Rosales; Rhamnaceae
Product: cyclic nucleotide-gated ion channel 2
Exons: 8
Coding region: 125-2266 (713 amino acids)
Biological process (GO): monoatomic ion transport; transmembrane transport
Cellular component (GO): membrane
Molecular function (GO): monoatomic ion channel activity
Source: RefSeq, a predicted model, not a curated record
UCCUCUUAUAAACUCUCUUGCCACCCCCCUGCUUCUUCCCCAUUUCUCUCGCUCUCUCUCUCUCUCUCUCUCUCUCCCCCCUCCGCUCGAUCUUCUCUCCCAUGGUUUCCUUCCUUCAUCGACCAUGCCCUCCCAUCCCAACCCAUUCCACUUCUCCAUCCAAAGGUGGAUUAACAAUGGACGACAGAAACAAACUAACCAGAACACCUCACAGAGCGACAGCGACGACAACGACGACGACAGCCCAAUCUCCAGCUCCGUCGAAUGCUACGCCUGCACACGUAUGGGAGCUCCGGUGUUCCACUCCACCACGUGCGACAAGGCCAACCAGCCGCAGUGGGAAGCCUGCGCUGGAACUUCCCUGAUCCCAAUCCACUCCCGAACCGACCUCAAGAAAGGCCUGGGCUCGGCAGCCCGUCUCCAGCGGCCCACCGGCCCGUUCGGUCGGGUACUCGACCCCCGCAGCAAGCGCGUGCAGAAGUGGAACCGCACGUUCCUUUUGGCGCGUGGGAUGGCCUUGGCGGUCGACCCGCUUUUCUUCUACGCGCUGUCGAUUGGCAGAGGUGGUACUCCUUGCCUCUACAUGGACGGCGGGUUGGCGGCCAUCGUGACGGUGCUGCGCACGUGCGUCGACGCCGUUCAUCUCUGCCACCUGUGGUUGCAGUUUCGGCUGGCGUACGUCUCGAGGGAAUCUCUGGUGGUCGGUUGCGGGAAGCUGGUAUGGGACACACGUGCCAUCGCCACUCACUACCUUAGGUCUUUUAAAGGCUUCUGGUUCGACGCUUUCGUCAUUCUUCCAGUUCCUCAGGCUGUAUUUUGGUUAGUUUUGCCAAAGUUAAUAAGAGAAGAGCGGAUUAAGCUGAUAAUGACAAUACUUCUAUUGAUUUUUUUAUUUCAAUUCCUCCCAAAAGUUUAUCACAGCAUAUGCUUAAUGAGAAGAAUGCAAAAGGUCACUGGAUACAUAUUUGGCACCAUUUGGUGGGGUUUUGGUCUCAAUCUUAUUGCCUACUUCAUCGCUUCUCAUGUCGCUGGAGGCUGCUGGUAUGUCCUGGCAAUACAACGAGUGGCUUCGUGCCUACGGCAACAUUGUGAGAGAAGCACCAAGUGCAAUCUCUCUUUGUCAUGCUCAGAGGAAGUAUGUUACCAGUUUUUAUUACGUUCUGAUACAGUAGGCAAUCCUUGCGGUGGUAACUCAACCGUGGCUAGAAGGCCGCUUUGCUUGGAUGUCAAUGGAACCUUCAAUUAUGGGAUCUACCAGUGGGCUCUUCCUGUCAUAUCUAGCAAUUCAGUUUCUGUUAAGAUUCUUUAUCCUAUCUUUUGGGGUCUAAUGACUCUCAGCACAUUUGGCAAUGAUCUCGAACCUACAAGUCACUGGCUGGAAGUGAUUUUCAGUAUAUGCAUCGUGCUAAGCGGCUUGCUUCUCUUUACACUAUUAAUUGGAAAUAUACAGGUAUUCCUGCAUGCAGUGAUGGCAAAGAAGAGGAAAAUGCAGCUGAGAUGUAGAGACAUGGAAUGGUGGAUGAGAAGGAGACAAUUACCGUCUAGGCUGAGACAGAGAGUGCGCCAUUUCGAAAGGCAGAGAUGGGCAGCCAUGGGAGGAGAAGACGAGUUGGAAAUGCUCAAAGAUUUGCCUGAAGGUCUCCGGAGGGACAUCAAACGCUACCUGUGCCUAGACCUCAUUAAAAAGGUUCCUCUGUUCCACAACUUGGACGAUCUUAUUCUUGACAAUAUAUGCGACCGGGUCAGACCACUAGUCUUCUCAAAAGAUGAAAAGAUAAUAAGAGAAGGAGACCCUGUGCCUAGAAUGAUAUUCAUAGUUCGAGGAAAGAUUAAACGCAGCCAAAAUCUAAGCAAAGGCAUGGUGGCAACGAGUGUGCUUGAACCAGGAGGUUUUCUAGGCGACGAGCUGCUUUCGUGGUGUCUUAGAAGACCAUUUAACGACCGGCUUCCUUCAUCAUCUGCCACGUUCCUCUGCGUGGAAUCCACGGAUGCAUUCGGGCUAAAUUCGGAAGAUCUGAGAUACAUAACGGAUCAUUUCAGGUACAAAUUUGCGAAUGAGAGGUUGAAAAGGACGGCGAGAUAUUAUUCAUCGAAUUGGAGAACAUGGGCAGCUGUAAAUAUACAACUUGCAUGGCGUCGUUACAGGUUGAGGACCAGAGGUCCUGUGAUUCCUGCUGUUUCCACUGAUAAUGGAGGCACCGAUCGGAAGCUAAUGCAAUAUGCUGCUUUGUUCAUGUCCAUUAAGCCACACGAUCACCUCGAAUAAAUAUUAAAAAAAAAAAAAAAAAAAAAAAA